AUGCAACAAAAUUCAGACUCUAACGGCGAAUCGCCGCGGCCGACGGCUUUUACCAUAGAUUUCGACCACGAUAAAAAAGUCGAUGUGCAAAGGCACAAAUCUCUGGCGGAAAAGUUCCAGCAGAGGCACAAAAGGGGCAAGUCGAUGUCCAAAUUGGAAAGCAGCUCUACUACGACGCCUACGGUUAAUAAGAAGUUGCCCCUCACAGGGAAUUUGCCUAGGAAAGCUAGUUUUCAGUUGGAAGACGAACUUCCAGUGGAAAGAUGCAAGAGUGCCAACGUCGUUUCAAUACCAAAAAAAACCGACUUAACCCUGCCUUUAGAAAACAUCACCUCAAAUCGUAUGACUCACUCUUUUCCCAAUUCCUCAACUCUCUUUUCACUCACCAGUCCCGGUUUUUGCGAUCUACAAAACAUCUCUAGUCCAGAAUUCGAAUCAAUCAGUCCGUUUAGUCCUAAUUUGGAAGACUUAUGCAGAAAUAUUAGUUUGUCUUCAGAAGAGGAUGCCAACAAUGAAGAGGAAAUUGAUUCAGCAAGCGAAACAGGUACCUACACCUUAGAAGUGGACAAUUAUUCCGAAGAACAAAAAGCCCGCAUGAGUAUAGAUAACGAAUUCAAAAUCGAAAAAAUCAGUGUAGAAGAAAAAACUGAAGAAUAUAUUCGUAGUUUACCUACAACAGUCAAAAGCGAAGACAUUUCUUGUUCGUCUUAUAGCUUACAAAAUAGCUUCACAUUACCUCCAGUACCUCCAAUAAAAUCCUACAACAAUGUAAAAAAACUUCUAUCUCCAAUAUUAUCUCCAACACAAAAUCUAUCAAUAAUAGACAAUGAUAGUUUGGAUUUGAUCAAACCAAAAAAGUCUUUAGAUGAAGGCGCUGUGAUAUCAGUUAGCUCUAGUGGAGCGUUCAGAAUAAAAACUGAAGAAAAAAGGAGGUUGAGUCUUACAAAAUCCGAAAUCCAUGUGGAGGCUUAUAUUGACGGACAAAUUUACAACGAGCAAAAGUUGAACAAUUCUAAGGCCAGUAAAAAAGGGCAUUUGACAGCCAAUAUUGUCAAUGUGCAAAGUAUAGAAGUUGCACCUGAUAAUGGGGAAGUGUUUAAUGGUUGUUUGGGUUUUGGGAAAAUUGGAAAUUUGGCUACAGUCACCACAGGUCUUCCACCACCAACCCCAACAGGCAAAACCUCCCCAUCGAAAAUACCAUCGCCGAUCCACACUUUAUCAAGACCCAGGAGCAGAAACAGCCUCUCAGCCCUCCCAUCUGACGAUUUCGACACCGAAACCAUCCUGAAACCCACUCGCAACUACAUCAACUCACUCCAACAAAAAUUGUCCCUGGACAGCGACCAGGACAGCGACUACGAAAUGAAAUACGGCCUGCAGCUCAACAACACGGCGCAUUUACUCAAACAACGCGCCCUCCACAUCAGGCACAAUUCUUUAGACGAUCGGACAAUAAAUAAUAAAUUGGAACAUUUUCAAAACAAACAACCAAUUGAUCAAACCUAUACAAAUGUAUUUAGUCAAUAUUCAAAACAUCAGAAAGUUGUUAAUAAAAUCAACAAUUCGCCUAGUAAUAGUCCUAUUAGACGGUCGAGUAGUUUUUCAAAUAGGAAUCAAAUUAAUAUUAUUAAAAGUACCAAUAUUAAAGAUUCGAAUUUGUGCCUGAGUGGAGGAGGAGCAGGUUCUCCUAGUUUGAAUAAAAAUGACAGGAUUCAGAGGAGUUCAUCCACUGCUUGUAUCAAGCCCAGUGCAAAAAAACCUUCAGAGCACAAAAAAAUCGACAGAAGUCAAUACGGCGAUACAGAAUCAAGCUCAGAAGACGACGAUCUCGAUCCCAAUCUACCAAACUUACAAAAAAAGAAGGAUUUGGGAAAUUUAUCAAAUACAAGGUGCAACAGAACUUUUAGUUUAAGAAGGGCCCGAGUAGACAAUGAAAUUAGUAAGCUUAAAUGUCCAAAUACUCCGGACAUGCGCCGUAAAUCGUUUCAACCGCCCUUGAAACCUGAACGAGCAAUUUCCGUUGAUAGAAAACCUAUCAAAACUAAUGAGGUACAAAGCAGAUAUUUGCUGAGCCUCAACAAACGUACAACGAUUCCGGUUGCUCAGAAAGAACCAAAAAAUGUCGUUGCUAAACCGGUUUUGAAUCCAUCUGCGGCGAAAACACCCGUCAAACAAAUUGCGGCGGUUUUUACGCGGGCGGAAGGCGGACGGCUAAGCAUGCGCAGUCCCAAACCGGCUGUUAACCCUCAUCUUGGAAACAAAAAUUCGAAAAAAGACGGCAAAAAUUCUAAACAAUCCGGGGGUGGGCGGAGCAAUUCGUCACUGUCCAGUCGAGAGGUGGAAUUUCAGAAUUGGAAAAGGCGGAAAAGUUAUGAUCCAAUGAAAGCUGCUGCUGAAGGUAAAAGAAAAGUGAUUGAAAAAAAACUAGGCGGCAUUACUAGUAGUAAUAGAAACGGAGGAAACGCAAGUCCUGAAAGUUCGCCUUCUCAUUCCGGAUCUGUGCAUCGUUCACAAAGCUUCCACGGAACCGCAGCCCUAGAACAACUAAUCAGCUCAGAAGAGGAAGAAGACGCCACAUUUUCUCCCGACGAAGGUUUCAGCCCUCCGACUCCGAGCCCUUGCGAAAUGAGCCCCUCCAAAGCCAACUUACGGCACACUUUGUGGGACCGAAUACGAAAUUAG
Molecule: messenger RNA, 2682 nt
Organism: Ceutorhynchus assimilis (cabbage seed weevil)
Lineage: Eukaryota; Metazoa; Arthropoda; Insecta; Coleoptera; Curculionidae
Source: the annotation of a GenBank genome assembly